CGCAGCGAGUUUGGGAGAAGGGAUGCGGGCCAGAGGAUUUAUGAACACACCGAUGCUGAUGAGAGAACCACGGCAAUACAGGGGGACGCAUGUUGUCAGAGAAUGCCACGGCAAGCCAAGAUUUUCCAUUCGUUAACUUUGAGGGAAGACAUCUUUGUCUCGUCAACUAGGUUCUUUGUUUUUGAAUUGAAGCUAAUGCCGCAUAUCCUCAUUUUAAAAUGCCAGCGGGUUUGAAUGCGCAAGGCAGUGGUAUACCUAUUUCGGACGCGAUGGGCUCAUUUAAAAGGAGGAAAAGAAAGUCCAUCAUAGUAACAGCAAUGCUCCUUAUUGUGUCCAUACUUAUCCUUGUCUUUGGGCUGGCCGCUACCACUAGGACACAAAACAUCACUGUUGGUGGCUACUAUCCAGGAGUCAUUCUUGGCUUCGGGUCCUUUCUCGGAAUCAUUGGCGCCCAUUUGAUAGAGAAUAAGAGGCAGAUGCUGGUGGCCUCCAUUGUCUUCAUCAGCUUCGGUGUGGUGGCUGCCUUUUGUUGUGCUAUUGUGGAUGGAGUAUUUGCUGCAAGACAUAUAGACCUCAGACCUCUAUAUGCUGGCCGAUGUGAAUAUUAUUCCAGUGGAACCUCACUUGAUUUUGAAGUCCACUGUCAAACUGCAUCUCGGGUCUCCUGUAACAUGCGUGUGAAAAGCAACACCUGCUACUGCUGUGAACUUUACAACUGUGGCAAAGAACAUCCUCUUAUGGGACUUCAGAAUAAAGAUGUUUUGAAAAAGUUUAGGAAAUCCUCCAUGAUUUGGAAUCGAGUGGAGCUGCGGGGUGGUUACCACGAAUAUACAGAGGUGCGUAGCUGCCAGGAUGUUGUGCACCUUUACCACCUGCUAUGGUCUGCUACUAUCCUCAACAUUGUUGCCCUGUUUCUGGGCAUCAUCACAGCAGCAGUGCUGGGGGGCUUCAAGGACAUGAUGCCUGCAGCAGCGCCAGAUUCCUGUGAGCCAGAACCUCUUCCUGUACCUCCACCACCACAGACUCCUGGCCCCACCACCUCCAACAACUCUUUUUACAACACUGCCCCAUGCUUACCGCCAUACACUGCCUAUGACCUUCAGGGUGCCAGCAUGUUCAAUGAAUCUUUUGGCCUGUCUGAUGACUCCCAGUCUGGAGCCAGUCACAUGUGGCCAAAUAUGAUCCCACCUCGUUAUUCUCCUCCUUAUUACCCACCUGAUGAGAAGCCCCCACCAUACAGCCCCUAAAGGACCAGUCUGAGGAACAAGGGAACACAUUUUGCUGCAAAGAAAUAGCUGGCAUGCAGGCAUUUUGGAUUUAAAUGUAACAAAUCAUUAAACAACCAUUGUUUUGAAUGAACAACCAUUGCAGAUGAGGCUUUCAAAAUUGAGUGGCCUUAACUGUGCUUCAGGCUAUUGAGGAAAAACAGUAUAGAAAGUCUACAGCAUUAGCCACAGGCAUUCGUCAAUACAGAGCCGAUGUAAUAUGCAACAUUAAACCUUGACAAGAGUUGUUCAAGUCAACAAACCUGAUGUGUAAAAUAUUCAUGUCUUUUAGCCUCUAUUCAAGAGGCCUAUGCUUAGAAACAUAAUGAGAACAAGACUGUUCACAGAUAAGCCUUAAAAUGUGUCUGCUUUCAGUAUACAUAAACCUAGCUCGGCAACUCUUCUCUUCCUGUUACAGGUAUGUCUGUGGAUCUCCUUGUGAUUCUUCCAUCCUCUGCCUAACUCAAUAAUGUGAAUGUGUCCCUUCCACAGUGGCACAAUGUUUUGCAUUGCCUCUGCUCUGGUGGCAUAUCUUGUGUUUUGCACUUUAUUGUCUUUAGAAUUGACUGUAUACACAGUUCUAUAUUAUUACUUGAGUUAUUCUUAACUGUUUUGGGCAGCUAGAUUGCAAAGAACUGUACAUAAUAUUAAGGCUGAAUCUUACCUAUUUCCUGACUGCUUAAAUACUAUCAAGUCACAAAUUCAAAUAAUCUUUUGUGGCAAAAUAUCCUUUGCUUGAUUUAUGCAAAGGUAUACGCUCUUAAAAACCUGUACAUCUCAAGCAUCUGUCUUUUUGUGAUGCUGCUGUUUCUGUGUCGAAAUGACGGUACUUACCGAAUGUAAAAAAGAGGCUUAGCUUUAUAAGUAAACAUUAUAUAAACGUAUACUUCUAUAGAUUUGAAUACACUUAAUUGUCACUAUAAAAUAACAUUCAACAUUCUCUCCACGUUGCAAAUAUGAGAAGUUUGUGUUCAAUGCUGUAAAUAUACCGAAAUUUCAAACUGCCUUCUUGUAAAGCAACAGAAUUAAGUCUCAAGAUUUCUAGUAUUAUUCAUUUUCAUCUGUUUAUGUUCACUGUGAAUGAUAAGUCUGUACACUCAAGAACAUUGUCCUUUACUGAAGCUAAAUGAGUAGAGAUAAUAUUACAAUUCUGUAAUUUUGUUACUCCCUGGUUGACAUUUGGGUGCAGCAAAUGGGAGUACAGUCAAACGAUAUAAAGAGAACUCUUAAAGUGGACCUUUGCCUUGAUUGUAAAUUUUUGACCAUAUUCAUGUUUACCAUAUUCAGUGAUGGCAAUAUCUUUGUUAUUAAAUGUGAAAUAUUCACAGUAUGUAAUCCUCUUUAAUGCAUAGUUGGACAGGAUGUCUUUUUUGCUUUUUAAUGAUCAGAAACCAUGUAUUGUAAAUAUUUGUCAUUUGACAUUUUACCAUUUGAAUCCAUUCUAUCCUGCAUCGUGUAGAAUCUGCACAAAAAUAAUUAUAUUCAUGAAUUGGUGCAUUACAAUAUGUUCCUUUACUAAAUCCACUCUGAUAUGGAGGGAACUUUAGCAGGAAUGUUUAUAUGUUUGAUGGGUGGUCAUCAUCAAAGUAGGAGACUACCACUGCAAAAUAACUCAUUAACAUGAUGCUUCUACAAA
This is a messenger RNA of Xyrauchen texanus (razorback sucker), 2901 nucleotides long. RefSeq names its product transmembrane protein 255A-like. The transcript has 10 exons. The record is from RefSeq and is a predicted model, not a curated record. Bases 219 to 1247 code for a protein of 342 amino acids. Lineage: Eukaryota; Metazoa; Chordata; Actinopteri; Cypriniformes; Catostomidae.